Wyeomyia smithii (pitcher-plant mosquito) is the source of this 3349-nucleotide messenger RNA. RefSeq names its product fez family zinc finger protein 1-like. The transcript has 8 exons. The coding region runs from base 777 to 2411 and encodes 544 amino acids. NCBI's taxonomy places the organism in Eukaryota, Metazoa, Arthropoda, Insecta, Diptera, Culicidae. Gene Ontology annotation, cellular component: nucleus. The record is from RefSeq and is a predicted model, not a curated record. Gene Ontology annotation, biological process: regulation of transcription by RNA polymerase II. Gene Ontology annotation, molecular function: DNA-binding transcription activator activity, RNA polymerase II-specific; RNA polymerase II cis-regulatory region sequence-specific DNA binding.
CCGAUCCACGCAAACAUAAAUCGGUCCUCUUCUCUUGGUGCUAGCUAACAACGACAUGGCAGGGUUGACUUCUGGAUGCUUGUCCAGCAGGGACAGACGGAUGGUGAUGGUGUAUGACUGUAUGAGUGGGCCAGCAUACAAGGGAAAGCCAAUGAAUCGCAGACGAUGUCAUCAGAAGGGAUGCGCCGCUGCUGAUAAAGAGGCGCGAGGGAGCGAACGAGAAAGAGAGAACGCGAAUGUCUCUUGAUAGAGGAGUAGCGAGGAAAAACAACAUUACUCAUUUGGGCCCAUCGACGCAAUGAUUGAAUUUAUCAAGUGCCAUAUGGGGAGUGAGCGGUCGGUCGGUUGUAUGGUUGGCUGGAAUCAAUUGGAAAUGGAAGCGGACCAGCAGUAUCGCAUCGAACUCUACCGGAGGCGUACACAGUCGAGAGUGAGCGUCGGAUGUUCGCCGAUUUGACGUGUUUGCAGUGCAGAAGCAACGUUCCGUAGCGGCGGUUCGCGAUUUUAAUGCGGGUUGUUUGCUCGCUCCGUCGAUGGGACGAGAUUUGUGCAACCGGGAGUGACUUUGUGAUUUAAUGUGAUUUUAGCUUUUAACGAGGUCACACACAGGUGGGCGAUAAUUACUGUGCCCGUGAAGUGAUGCUUCCACGAAAAGCUAUUUAAAUUAUGUUCAAAAGUGGGUCGAAAUUAGUGGAAGAAAGCGUGUUCAAGAAAAUUUACGGCUUCUGACGAACGGUAGCGAGAAUUUUUUUUUCGGGAAAACGAACGAACGAAAAAUGAUGGAAAUCAGUGAAGUUCCGCAGCAGCAGCAAUCGCAACUGCCGUUGGAUUUCAGUGUCACAAUGGUUAACAUUAAACUCAACAACGUGAACGUGAAUUUGAACACGAAUAACAAUAGCAUUAGUAUUUUGAACAACAACAACACCAACCAGGGUAGCGGCGGUGGUUUGAACCACAGCGCCGGUGGUGGCCAGCAUGAUGCAAUGGGCACUCUGUUGGCUGCUCAUCAACAGCAUCAACAGCAACAACAGUUACAGAAUGGUGCAGGAAGUUGCAAUGGAAAUGGGAGCAGUAACAAUGCUGCUCUGACCAGUGCGUUCAAGGUGGUGAUGCCAAGAGGGAAGGCCGACGUAGCUGCCAACGGAUUGUCACCGCUGCUGAUCAACAACGAGCUACUCGUGAAUCACUACCGGCGAUUACUACAUCCGGCAGCAGUUUCGCGACUUCCGAACCGAACCAACGGCAGCUACGACGAUGGAGUGGAUGUGCAGAAAGUUAACCGAGAUGAAAUUAAAUUUGGCGUCAGUCGGCUGGUCAAGAACGAGUCGGAAGACGAGGACAACAACAACGUGUAUCACGCGUCGCAGCACAGCCACGUGACGAAUGCAUCCUCCAACGGGUACGAUUCAAGCAGUCUCAGCGUUCGCUCGCGAUCACGCAGCAGAUCGAGAUCCCGGGAUCGUUCGACCCGGUCUCGAUCGUCAUCGAUCGAACUGGAAGUAGACUCUCCCCCGCCGCCACGAAUCAGCAUAUCACCGACGACGGAAAUUCCACACAUACCAAAAAACUCGGAAGCUUUUUCCGUAUCGGCCUUGCUGAAGCGUGAGGACGAACCCAAAUCCAAGUCGCCUUUGUCGAACGGUUCGUUCGAGUGUGUCAGACCCAACUAUAGCCAAUUUUAUGAGCAAAGUUUGCUUAAUCGACCGCUGUUUCAUCCGUUUCCAUUUUUCGCCAUGCUCCAGCAGCAAGGUCACCAAUUGAACCCCGCCUUAAGCAACUAUCACCCUUCAACGCCGGAAGACAUCCUCCGGUUGCGGCAUUUCAUGGCACAAAAUGCAGCAGUUGUGGCCGGUGGGGGCGGGGGUGGAGCGAACGGGCCAUCGAUAGCCCACCUGGACUUUGGCCAUCCCCAUCACCCGCAUCACCUGCUGAUGCGACCAGUACACGCGCGGAGGGCGCACAACGGCAAGCGGCCGUACGCCUGUGAGCUGUGCAACAAGACCUUCGGGCAUGAGAUUAGUUUAAGUCAACAUAGGGCUGUGCAUAGUGUUGAGAAAGUGUUCGAGUGCAAGCAGUGUGGGAAGGCCUUCAAGCGAUCCAGCACCCUGUCGACGCAUCUGUUGAUUCACAGCGACACCCGCCCGUAUCCGUGCGGGUUCUGUGGGAAGCGGUUCCACCAGAAAAGCGACAUGAAGAAGCACACCUACAUCCACACCGGUGAGAAGCCCCACAAAUGCCAGGUCUGUGGUAAAGCGUUCAGCCAAAGCUCCAAUCUGAUUACACACUCGCGGAAGCACACCGGCUACAAACCGUUCCAGUGCGAGCUGUGCCAUAAAGCAUUCCAGCGCAAGGUGGACCUCCGGCGGCACAAGGAAACCCAGCAUACCGAGCUCCGACCGAUGGUCAACUAACCCAAAGCCCUGCCGGAAUUCACCAUCUGUUCCCAGCAGCAGCCACAGCAGCAGCACCACCACCAGCCACCGCCAGUAGUGACGGCUCUGCUAGGGAUCAAUCCCGGCAGUGCGGCACCGGCCAGAAUUGGCGGUCUACUUCUGCAAGGACCGCUGGGACACGAAGGUGGUGAUUUCAUCGUGAUUGACUGAUUUGACACCGACAAGAGAACCGAAACCAAAACACAAAGAAAAAUCAAAAGACGACAUUAUACUGUACAGAGUGUAUUCGAGUUUAGUGUAGACCAAAUCCUAGAUGUUGAAUGUAAAAAGCUGUAUAUAGAUUAGACUAGUGAGCUAGAAGAAUAUUUGGAAAACACACACUUCCUCUUUGUUGAAUUAUAUUUAGGUUGAAAAGCAUUUUCCUUCAAACAUACUGUUCACUACUAGCUAGGCGUAGUUUCUUUUAUUGUCUCAAUUUUAAACCAAACAAUAGGCUUAUCACAGACGAGAAGACGGGAUUGAAACCGUAAUAUUUUCACCAAAACAAACCAUCCUAACCAAAUCAACAACGUUUGUAACGAUCCAAAUUCUACGAUCAUUGUACACAAAUCUCCGAUGAACGACAGUGGAAAAUAAACUUCAAUGUGCAAUUCUCAUAAACUAAAAUUGACAAUCACUCAUUGCAUGCUCUUACUAUCGUUAAUAAAAUUUCACACACGCCCUAAAAUGAAACUAAAAUCCGAAGACAUAUGAUUUAUGGUAGCAAAAAUAUUUACGACAAUUUGCGUGCAGUUCUUCCGCACCCUCGGCCUCGUUCCAAUUAAGCCACAAUAGCCUGUGCCCGCACACUAUUAACAAGAGAAACAGUAAAAUUUUUCCUUCCUCCAUUCCCACCACACCAUUCUGAAUAGAGGAUCCUGUGGUGACCACACUACCAAAUGCACUGACCGGAACGU